Penicillium longicatenatum is the source of this 570-nucleotide messenger RNA. RefSeq names its product non-canonical purine NTP pyrophosphatase. Gene Ontology annotation, molecular function: nucleoside triphosphate diphosphatase activity. Gene Ontology annotation, biological process: nucleoside triphosphate catabolic process. Gene Ontology annotation, cellular component: cytoplasm. The record is from RefSeq and is a predicted model, not a curated record. The coding region runs from base 1 to 570 and encodes 189 amino acids. The transcript is spliced from 6 exons. Lineage: Eukaryota; Fungi; Ascomycota; Eurotiomycetes; Eurotiales; Aspergillaceae.
AUGAAGUCUCUCAAAUUCGUAACUGGAAACCCUAACAAGGUCCUUGAGGUCAAUGCAAUUCUAGGUGGACUGAUACCCGUUGAGCCCGUGGCAUUGGAUCUCCCCGAGAUCCAGGGGUCAUUAGAAGAGAUCGCGAGCGAUAAGUGUCGGCGAGCCGCUAAGAUUAUAAAUGGACCAGUCAUCGUGGAAGAUUCGGCUUUGGAGUUUCAUGCCAUGAAUCGCCUUCCAGGGCCUUAUAUUAAAUACUUUUUAGAGUCCCUAGGAAAUGAUGGUUUAAAUAAACUUCUGCAUUCUCAUGAAGACAAGAACGCGGACGCUGUCUGCACGUUUGCCUUUUCAGCUGGCUCCGGCACAGAGCCCUUGAUUUUCCAAGGAAGACUCGAGGGGAGAAUCGUUCCCGCUAGAGGUCCACCUGUUUUUGGAUGGGAGCCCAUCUUUGAACACAAAGGGGAAACUCUCGCGGAAAUGGCGCAUGAUAAAAAAAACAAGCUGUCUCAUCGAUAUCAAGCCUUGUUCAAAUUCCAGGAGUGGCUGGCCCGGGACAAGAACCGGUCACUGAUUUGCGAGUAG